AGUACAAUAAUAUUCUAUAGAGGUAAUGGGUGCUGAAUUGUUAUGCGCAUUUAAUUCUCUUGCACAUGAUUAUUUUUUAGUAGUGAUAAACAGCAUCCUAUAUGUUAGGAAAGCAUUUUUACCUCAACUGAUUUUUAAUAUAAAAAUUGUGUCUAUAAAAUUAUGUAUGAUCAAAAUUAAGACCUUUAUAAUAAUAUGUUGAAUAUAAAUGUUGCACUCAAAAAAAUGUUUUGAAUUUCUGUUAAACAGAGCUUCUGCAGUUAAUCAACAUCACUUUUACUUCUUAUAUGAAUACAAUUUUAACAGUGUGUCAAAUGGUCACAAGAUAAAUUUGAGGGUGUUGCUUAGAAGGGUUUUUACAUCACAGGUACAUUUAUAAAUUUUCUCGUAUUUUGUUCUUGCAGGUGCUUUGACUGAUUAAGCUGCCAUCAGUACCAAUGUAUUGUAUCAAAAUGGAAGAGAAUACCAUGUGAAAAUGUGUGGUGCAGCGUGUAAGGCAUUGGACUUUCAAUUGGAAGGUUGGGGUUCGAGACCAAUGCUCGUCACAUUGCUUCUAUCCUUGGGCAAGACACUUUAUCUGCAUUUUUAUCUCUUCACCCAAGAGUAUAAAUGGGUACCUGGUAGGAGGUGAAUGAUUCGGAAUGAAAUUAGCAGUCCGGAUUAUACGCUGUAUCAGUAAUGUGUCGAGAGUUAAGGAAAUGCAAUAAUGUAUCAGGAGACAAAAGUAAAAUAGUCGCAAAUAUACUUUAAUAUAAAAACAAUGUUGAAGAGUACACUGAUUAGGACUGAUGUAAUUGUCUCUAAAAUCAAUACCCGAACGGAUUGCCUAACUAAACACAGGUACAUAUAUACAUAGGGACAGGAAACAGGGAUUGAUGACUCAUUUAAUUAGUAAUGCCGGGUCAUUAUAAUUUUGGAACACAUGCUUUACUGUAGUGGUGGCAUCUUCCUGGAGGAGUAGUAGGAAAAUACCACCUCAGGAAUGUACAUACAGUUAGUCACAGAUUGCAGCACUACUACAGGUAUGCUCUGGGGAACUAGAGGGGUGAACGCCUUAGGUGCCAUGCAACUAUAGGGUACUAUGUUACAAUAUUCCUGGGUGAAAAGAUUCAUAUGUAAAAUAAAGUGUCUUGCUGAGGACACAAGCAUGCAGUCUGACUUUCGCUUGAAAUUCCAAAACUUUACCGCUGCGCCAACAUGCCUCCUGUUGUGGUGCCUCCUGAUAUUUGUACUUUUCAAAUCUUGAGAUCCAAAAUAUGCCACAUCAAUGCUCAUGUUUUGAGAGGGAUCUCAACCUGGUAACCGAAUGUUCAUGUUCCCACUCGGAUGCAAGUCAAUAAAGAGGGCUUGGAAGUUAAGGAAGAUGAGCAGCAAACGGUGACUCGUUUAUAGACUUGAUGAAUGACAAAGGUAGGAGUGGUGAUAAUGUGGAAUUGUUUCGGAAUCGUAGUGACUUUGUCUUAGAUGAUGAGCAUGUGGUGAGUCUAGGAGCUGUCAAAAUCAAGAACAGGCAUAUGUAUUGAAGAUUGAAAUAUCACAUAGGAUAAAAGUUGAUGAACAUGGUAAAGAAGAACCUCUUGAACCAAGCAUCUGCAUGGAGGUAUUAAGUUAUCUUCAACAGCAAUUGAACACUCUGUAUGUUACUACAGAAGGUGUCGGCUACGAGUUACGCAUCCUUUGCAAAUAGUGUGAACCUACGCUGCGACCACUGCAUAGACUUAAGGAAUGUUUGAAGGAAGCUAAUGUGCCAUGUGGAAAAACAAAGUUAGUUGCAACAGCUUGUAUCAAAUGACUCUUUUCAGCAGGUUUUGAUGAUAACUCUGCUCAAGAAACCCUGAAUUUUCUGGCACUUCAGACAUUGAUUGUGGGUCGUGGAACCAAAGAACUACGGAGGUACUUUCUAGACAAAACUCACCUUACAGAACCAGAAGUUAAACCAUUUUUGACAAGGGAGAGGUGUGUAUUACUAAAGGAUGUUGAUUUUGGAGAUGAGGCAACAACAGUUUUGUCAUCAACCAGCAAUAUUGUUGCAUUCCACAUGGAAAUCAUGAUGAAGUUAAUUCGCUACUGUUGUCACAAUACCAACACAGAAGACGUCUGGCAGAACCCUCCGGUUGAUGACAAUUCUGAGCUGGCAAAUCUUGUCCGCAUUUAUCAAUAUAAAAAAACUGUUCUAGACUGCAGUUACAGCAACAGUGUCACAAAAAAGGAGUUUGAUAAGCAAUGGAAGGAACUCACAGCAAUUUUUACAGGUGUUGGAGUUCCUGUUGAAGACAUUGAGAAUUACCGGGACCCAUGGCAUUACAAGGAUGGAGCCUUGGAAGAAAUAGGUAUUGGGCACACUGUCAUUGAAGAAAUCAAGAAUUUCCAGGCUGUGUUAUCGGCUGUUGUUGAUGUUGGAACUGCAACCAUGAGAAAUUACAUAUUGGAGGUUAAAAAAAUUAACAAAAACGAGGUUGGGAAUUAUCUUCUCUCCGAGAAGAGAAAGGGUAGCUUUAAUAAAGUAAUGAAAAAUAUCAGUAAAGAGCAGAAGUCAAAAAUGUUUACAGCAUCUGCUGACAUUGAUACAUUUGAUAUCUCCAUCAUGUAUUUAAUCAUUCGUAACUGCUGCAUUACCAUUCCAGAGUCAUUUUGGAAAGAACCAUUUAGAUUGCCUAACUUGGUGCAAAUCCACGACUAUAGGAACGCAAAGCUGGCGCAUUCCCCCGACAGUAGAAUGUCAAAUAAAGAAUUUUAAAUUGAAUGGAAGAAAGUGAGAUCGAUGUUGCAUGCUGCAGGUGCUUCUUUAACUGACAUCGACAAAUAUAAGGCACUAAGAUUCAUCAACUAAAUGCAUAAUUCUACAUUGUAUUUAAGUUC
Molecule: messenger RNA, 2859 nt
Organism: Anneissia japonica
Lineage: Eukaryota; Metazoa; Echinodermata; Crinoidea; Comatulida; Comatulidae
Exons: 5
Coding region: 2039-2737 (232 amino acids)
Source: RefSeq, a predicted model, not a curated record